This is a messenger RNA of Nezara viridula (southern green stink bug), 1975 nucleotides long. Lineage: Eukaryota; Metazoa; Arthropoda; Insecta; Hemiptera; Pentatomidae. The record is from the annotation of a GenBank genome assembly.
GCCAGUCAUGGAGUUAGCCAUCGUCUUCUCCGUCCUCUGCAUCGUGUUAAGGAGCGGCGAAGGAAGUGAAGAGAAGACAGAUCAGAGGAAGGGCCGAGACGGUUGGGGCCCCGGCGGCUGGGAGACCAGGAACGGAGUGUCCUCGUUCGGAUGGGACUCGAGGAGGCCGAUAUCGUGUCCCAGGUGCUCCCAGGAUGGGGAGUACAGGGGAAACGGCUACGAUAACCUGAGUCCUGAGUGGCAGCAGCGCGAGCAAGGCAAGCACUGGCCUCAAGGUCCAGGAGAAGGCUCUGGUGACAGGUAUGGGGACAAGAGAGUAUGGAGCGGGACCAUCAGGCCGAUCGAGAACCAACCUGGAGGACUCGUCACUAACUGGAUGGGAGGUCCUUCCAGGUGGAGGGAUCCAUGGGAGCAGAGGGAUGUACGAUACUGGCACUCCACGGCAGGGGGAGGCUACGCUGGAGGUUACGGCUACACACAAGGCUCCACCUACGGCUACUCGCAGGUCGGGGACAACAAGCCUACGACAUACUACGACAGAAGCCGAGGGGAGACGGGCUAUAUCAACCACUACGACAGGAGGCCAUGGGACGACCAAUAUUCCGGCCAGCAGGGAUACGCAAGGGGUUGGGAUUAUUAUGAGCAGAGGCCAGGAACUAUUUCAGGAGGGGGGUAUACCUAUCGCCCCUCAUCAUCCUACCCUUAUGACAGGAAAAACUUACGUGACUGCAACUCAUGCCGACAGCGACCGCCACCGGUCCGGCCUACAGGAGGCUGCUGUGGAGCACGUCCUAGCAAUGGACAGGCCGCGCCCAUCGGUCCCAACUACAGAGCCGACUUCGAGAAUCGCUACUACCAGAACCAUAUAGUCCAAGAUGGAGGACCCGGAUCAGAAUGGGUACAACGUCCAGCAGGGGAUGCCAACAGACCGGGAGGAGUAGACUACGGAAGGCCAACAAGACCUUCUCAGGGAUCUUACGGUAACCUCCCAUGGGGUGGCCAAGGACUACCUACAAGUCAUUAUGGUGGGCCAUUGACACCAGAGCACUUCAGACCUCGUCCAAAGCCUGAUUAUUCCAGGCCCGGAACAGAUUAUGGUAGACCGAACCCAGACUAUGGCAGACCAAGCACGGACUACGGUAGACCGAGCACCGACUACGGUAGACCAAAUCCAGACUAUGGAAGACCUGUUCCAGACUACGGUAGACCCGUCCCUGAUUAUGGAAUUCAGAAUCCCGAUUAUGGGAGACCAGACGUCUCCAAGCCUAGUCCCGAAAAUUAUGGAAGACCGAGCCCACCCUACAAUCCUCCACCUCCACUCCCUGAUUACGGUAGACCUACGACAGUUUUGAAACCCAGCCCGGGCGACUACAGCCGCCCCGCUCCUGAUUAUAACCAGCUGCCAUCUGCUGCUCCAGAUUAUGGUAGACCUCAACCAGAUUACGGCCAGCAAGGGGGCUACGGUAGGCCCUCUCCUGAUUACGGCAGACCGGCUCCUGAUUACGGCAGGCCGACAACCGACUACCGACCACAACCAGACUACGGAAGGCCUGUAGUGGAUUAUGGCAGACCCCAACCAGACUACGGCAGACCGCCUCCAGAUUACGGUAGACCCAUUCCUGACUACAGUAGGCCUCCUAUUGACUAUGGAAGACCAGGAUGUGCCACGUGCAGGCCUGAUCCAGACAGGCCACAACCAGGGAGUUAUCCGAGACCAGGCAGCAACAAUAAUUAUGAUGGCUAUGGCUCCGGUGGAGGAUACAAGCCGUCAGGCGGCCAUAACGACUAUGGAGUAGGUUCAGGAAGCUACCCAGCUGUGAGUGGAGCAGGCAGCUAUGGUGCCGCAAGGCCUGACGACUCGAGGAGGGACGAGCACGGAGAUAAAUCACCCCUGGACAGGUAUCCAGGCCACACUGGUGUCGGAGCCACCUUCGAAUUUGACAGCGACAGAAAACAAGGAAUCCUACGUUUAUAA